AUGACCAAGUUAUUUGUCGGAGGCCUUUCAUGGUCAACUGAAGAAGAUUCCCUAAGAAACAAGUUUGAGGAAUUUGGUGCAGUAGAGGAAGCAGUUGUUGUACGAGACAGAGAAACCGGCCGAAGCCGUGGAUUUGGUUUUGUGCGCUACACAUCCGAUCAGGAUGCCGAGACAGCUAUCACUGCCAUGAACAAUAUUGAGUUCAACGGACGUACUAUUCGCGUAGACAAAGCAACAGAACGCGGAUCAGGUGGCCGCCAAAACGGUGGUGGUGGUUACGGCGGCGGUGGCGGCGGUGGAGGUGGUGGUUACCGUAACAGUGGCAACGACGGCUACGGUGGCGGCGGUGGAUACAAUGGUGGAGGAGGUGACGGCAAUUACAACGGAGGUUACAAUGGAGGUGGAGGCGGAGGCUACCAAAGUGGAUACGGCAACCGCGGCUACCAAGGAGGAAACGGAUCCGGACAUGGCGAUGGUGGCUACGGAGGUGCAUAA
Blumeria graminis f. sp. triticale is the source of this 495-nucleotide messenger RNA. The record is from the annotation of a GenBank genome assembly. NCBI's taxonomy places the organism in Eukaryota, Fungi, Ascomycota, Leotiomycetes, Helotiales, Erysiphaceae.